AUGGACCGCUCGCGCCGGAUGCCUCAACGUCGCCGCCCUUUAGGAGCUUCUGCUUCUCCUACCUCUACUUCAGAGGCUUCCUUUGACUUUAACCCAAUCACGAGCCCUGUUGUCGCUCAGACUAAUACCACUCCUGGUGGUCGUCGCUCUACCAAACCCCUUCAACACGCCUUCACUUUCUCACCUCCAAGUAGUAGUCGUAACUCAAAUCCCAAGAGGCGAUCUACUACUAUGGAUAAUUUCCCAAUGCAAGAUGAGGGUGAGCAUGGCCCAAAAAAGGGCGGACACAGUCUCCGUAAGCGUGCUCGUGUGGAUUACACAUUUGAGCACAUUGACGAUGAUGUCGUUGUCCCCAACUCGACAUCUUCAGCACGCGGUAAGAAGCGAAGGUCAGAAAUCAAUUUUGACACGGAUGACUUUUACAACAACGACUCAAAGAGAAGAGGCGCCUCUAUGGGUGCCGAUACUCCGUCAAGCCGACGGAGGAAUCCGACACGCAAAUCCAGUGACCUGAAAGCAUUUCAUCAGGCUGCUUUGCAGGAUGACGAUAACGAAGUCCAAGACACCAUCGAAGUUGGUGCAUACUACUCAGAUGUUGACGAUUCUGAACUCAGAGAUGGUGCUGAUUCAAAUAACUCAUCCCCCCAAUCCAAAAUGUCACCGAAAACCUCACCCCAGAAAUCGCCCCAAAAUGAGUCGACAAAAAAUGAGCUACCAGCACCGCAAUUUCAUAACGGGUUUCAGAUUGGACCUGCAACAGAAAAUGCUGCCUCAAGUUCUGAAGUCAAUCAAGUUCUCUCAGAAAAACCUUAUCCUGCUGUGGAACAUAUAAGCAACUCUAUCGAGGAACUUGUAUCUCAGCCUGCAGAGCCGCAAGCCGAAAACUUCCCUAACGCGGAACCUGAGCCAGCAACUUAUAAUUACCAACAACCUUCGACUACAUUGGAAGCUGAUUAUCCAUUAACUCCUUUGGAAACGGCGGUACCAAGUACAAAACCUGAGCCAGCUGCUAGUGCCACUGCACUGACAGUGCCAGAUAUCAGCAUUAAAGCGGAGGAGGCAGAGCCCGCGGCAGUGUCAGUGUCAGCGCCAGAGUUGGCACCGACAAUAGCACAAUUGCCUAUUACAGCCGAUGAGAACAAUCAGAGUGAAUCUACCCAUUCACCUAUUGUUCCUGCAUCCCAACCAGAGCCUGCAAAUAUCAUUAGCGAACUCCCUCCUGCUGAACCUACUUCACAACUUAAUCCAGAACCCGAAUCUCUCACCAGCAGCACCACAACUAUCAUCGAAGAAAAGGAAGCACCUCACCAACCAGUCGUUGAACAAGUUGAACAAGAGCAAAUACUGGAACCACCUACUCAGCUACCGGAUCAGCACCAAGAAGACAAAAUGGACAAGAUGGAUAUAGAUCCUCUUCUGGAGGAGAAUGUUCCUCAAGAUAUCGAAAUGACUGAUGCCGUUGCCAUUGAUACUCCAGCCGCGCAAGAUAAAGUUUCUACGCCUUCACCUGAACCUACAUCUACAUCAGCACUUGGGCCUGCAGAUUUGCCAUCACCGUUGCCAUCAAAUACAAUCUCCUCAUCACCACCAAAGUCGCCCGCUAAACUACGGUCGCCAUCGCCAGCUCAGGAAGACGAACAACUACCUCAGGAAACUACCAUUCCCUCUCCAAACGUCAAUACUGAUGAAAUCCGCAUGUCUGUGGAGUUGAGUAACGGCCACCAAACUGAGACUGAGAACGUGAACAAAGAGGUUGUUGAGGAGAACAACGAGGACAAAGAACCAGAAUCAGUUGAGAUGCCAGUCACUGCAGAUGAGCCGCAGAUCCCAGAUUCACCUCAAAAUCACAUCACUCAAGAGGAACCAGCCAUUGUUUCGAGUCCUAUCGAACCGAAAGCUCCUACGCCCCCUCCCGCUGAGACCAUCGAGACCCCAGCAUCUUCUGCGCCUUCAGAGACAAAACCUAGUCCUCAAAAGCCUGUCGCUCCUCGAGUUCCCCUGGAGUUUAUGCCACAACCUACUCCGGUCGGGCGCUGGUCUCAUCUUAAGCCUUAUGUCGAAGGCGAGUUCACGAUGUAUCCAGAAAAGAAGGGUAAUGAAGACGGCAAUGAUGAUGUGACCCCAGAAGGAAAGGAUGCCGAUCGAGACGCCGACAUGGAGCCUAUGGUCGAUGAUCAAGAUGAUGCAGGACUCGAAGCUCCCACGCCUGCACUUAACACACCUACUCGUGGCUCUCCUGUCCCAGAUUCAGCAGAUCCAACCGCCCUCAAUUCGCCUGCUCCUGCUGGUGAGGAUGGUGACGAGGCUGACGAGUCUCAAGAGUUGUCAGAGCGCACCCGAUACUACAAAUACCGAAAGCUAAGAGACCCCGAGGAGUACGUCUCGGUUCUCGAGAAUUAUGAAGAUAUGUCUACUGAAGAACUUUACGAACUUCUCGAAGCCGUCAAUGUCUCUAUGGUUCAGUGGCAGGACGAGUGGACUGAGCAAGGCGCAAUUGUCGACGACUAUGAGAACUCUCUUCGUAGACGAGCGGCUGAUUCCAAAUAUGAGGCCCGUACUCGCAACCUUCAUCAACAUGGUAUCAACUACGAGGAGCCUGAAUUCGCCGUCAAGGGAUACAAGUCUCGUGAAAAGGAAGGCCUUACCGAGACUCGAUAUCUCCAAGGACAGGAUCGCAUCAUGGCCGCUACUUACGGCUUUGAGUAUGAUCCUCAUCCUUCAAAGAUAGGCAAACAAAACCCCGAGACACAACAAGUCGGAGUCAUGACUCGCGGUCGAUCUUUGCGAAAUCAGCCUAGACAAACCGCCAAGGCCACAGAGGGAGAGGAGGUGGUCGGCAAACGCCAACGAAAGCCCGUUCAGCUUUUCGAUCCCACGACACAGGAUGUCAGCAGGAGCUCGACACCUGUGCCCGCCACUCGAGCCACUGGUCGUCGACGCAAGAAUGCCAACGCCGAGGACGAACCGCAGACCAAUCUUGCAGUUAGCUUCACCAGCGAGGUUGUCUCGGAUGGCGAAGGUCCUAAGACCAGACGCAAGCGUGGCAUUCGUAGCAAGAACACUGUGCAAGAGGAGGAGGCUGUGCCAACCCCAGAUACCGAGGAAGCAGUUCAAGAAUCGCCUCAAAAGCCCACUCGUCGGGGCCGUGCCAGACCUGCUGUCAAGUAUGAGGAGGCAGAUCCCAACGAGUUUGUCGACGAAGAACCCCAAGAAGAGGAAGAAGAGGUUAUGGAGGAGCCAGAAGAGAAUGAGAAAGUAAAAGAGGAGAAACCAACAGUCCGACGACAUCUCGUUACCCUCAAACUUCCCAGUGGUUACUUUGAGGCCACGCCCGAGAUGGAGAUUGUCGACAACGGUGACUCGCGCCCGACUACUGCUUGCUCUGAGGAGUCUUCUCAGACUGUCGAAUCGUCCUAUUCUUUCCGACCUAAAAGACAGAAGCGUUUCCGAGACGAUCCUGACGAAACUGAAGAGUCAGGCCAGGCACCACCAAAGAAGAGAGGCAAACGAACAAGCGGCGGUACCACUGCUGCCGAAAUCCCAUCAACUGCAUCGACACCUGCUCCAUCUACUGAACAGGCACAGCCCAUCAACAGCCGCAAGAUUCAGAAGAUCAAGGUUGUCAGGUCUGGUCAGGAUACCAAGAAUGGAGGCACGCCGCAAGCAACGCCGGCACCUCUUCCCCCUCCUCCACCACCUGCCCCAGCUACCCCUACCCCUACCCCUGGUCCGGUCGAUGACAACGAUGAUACCCCCAAGGACUACAAGUCGAUGACCAAGUCCGAGAAGAUGUCUGCCUCCAUGAAGAACCGUUGGGCCAACGGCAAUAUGGCUGGAGCUGUUGAAAAGCGUAAGGCGACCUUGGCGGCUAAGAAGGCUGCCCAAGCGGCAGCCGAGCAAAGAACGGGUGUCGUCGCGCCUAAGCCCAAGGGCAAGACUCCCAUGAAGAGAGAUUCUACCCUCAAGAUGCAGAUGGCACCAGAGCAGCCUCAGAUGCCACUACAGCAGCAGCAGCAGCAGCCGCCACCUCCACCACACAUGAUGCAUCAACAACCGCCUCCUAUGCACCCUCAUCAACAUCAGCACCAUCCUCAUCAAUACCCGGUUCAUCACCAACACCCCCAGCACCAUCAUCAGCACCCUCCUCCUCCUCCUCCUCCCCACCCAGCUCACAUGCAGCAGAUGCAUCACCCCCAGCAUAUGCCUCCUCACCCGCCGCCACCACCGCCGCAUCAGCCUGGAAACCCACCUCCUCCUUUCAUGCAUGGCCACGGUCAACAUCCCAACCAUGGUCACAGCCACGGGAUGCCUGGGAUGGGAUACCACUAUUAG
Messenger RNA from Fusarium coffeatum, 4332 nucleotides. RefSeq lists its product as uncharacterized. NCBI's taxonomy places the organism in Eukaryota, Fungi, Ascomycota, Sordariomycetes, Hypocreales, Nectriaceae. The transcript has 2 exons. The record is from RefSeq and is a predicted model, not a curated record. The coding region runs from base 1 to 4332 and encodes 1443 amino acids.